AUGUCAAGUGAUAGUGAUUCGGAGGAUAUUGCAGCUGCACUCGCUAAGAAACGUGCUGAACGAGCAAAGAAAUUUGCUAUUUCAGAUAGUGAUGAUGAUGAUGACAUUAAACCAACAACCAAGAAAACUACAACAAAAAAAUUUUCAAUUUCAGACAGCGAUUCUGAUGAUGAAGACAUCAAACCAACUGCUAAGAAAACAUCAACAAAGAAAGCAUCAUCCGAUGACUUAAGUGACGACGAUGAAGAUAUUGCAGCUGCACUCGCUAAGAAACGUGCUGAACGAGCAAAGAAAUUUGCUAUUUCAGAUAGUGAUGAUGACGAUGAUAUAAAACCUGCUGUUAAGAAAACUACAACCAAGAAAUUCUCAAUUUCAGAUAGUGAUGAUGAUGAUGACAUUAAACCAACAACCAAGAAAACUACAACCAAGAAAUUCUCAAUUUCAGAUAGUGAUGACGAUGAAGACAUCAAACCAACUGCUAAGAAAACAUCAACAAAGAAAGCAUCAUCCGAUGACUUAAGUGAUGACGACGAAGAUAUUGAGGCUACGCUUGCUAAGAAACGUGCUGAACGAGCAAAGAAAUUUGCUAUUUCAGAUAGUGAUGACGAUGAUGAUGUAAAACCAGUUACUAAGAAAACUACAACCAAGAAAUUCUCAAUUUCAGAUAGUGAUGAUGAUGACAUUAAACCAACAACCAAGAAAACUACAACAAAAAAAUUUUCAAUUUCAGACAGCGAUUCUGAUGACGAUGAAAUUAAACCACCUACCAAGAAAACAUCAACAAAGAAAGCAUCAUCCGAUGAUUUAAGUGACGAUGAUGAAGAUAUUGCAGCUGCACUCGCUAAGAAACGUGCUGAACGAGCAAAGAAAUUUGCUAUUUCAGAUAGUGAUGAUGACGAUGAAGACAUCAAACCAACAACUAAGAAAACUACAACAAAAAAAGAAGAGUCAUCCGAUGAUUUAAGUGACUCAGAUGAAGACAUCAAACCAACCGCUAAGAAAACAUCAACAAAGAAAGAGUUAUCAGAUGAUUUAAGCGACGAUGAAGACACCAAACCAGUCACUAAGAAAACUACAACAAAGAAAUUUUCAAUUUCAGACAGCGAUUCUGAUGAUGAAGACAUCAAACCAACUGCUAAGAAAACAUCAACAAAGAAAGCAUCAUCCGAUGAUUUAAGUGACGAUGAUGAAGAUAUUGAAGCUGCACUCGCUAAGAAACGUGCUGAACGAGCAAAGAAAUUUGCUAUUUCAGAUAGUGAUGAUGACGAUGAUGCAAAACCAACAACCAGGAAAGCCACUGAUAAAAAAGCAGUAUCUAGCAGUGACUCAGAUGAAGACAUCAAACCAACCGCUAAGAAAACAUCAACAAAAAAAGAAGAGUCAUCCGAUGAUUUAAAUGAUGACGACGAUGGAGUUGGAGCUUUAUUAAAGAAAAAAAAAGAAGAAAGAGCAAAAAGGGAUGCUGAGUUUGCAAAAUUAACAGGAGGUGAUGUUGAUAAUAAAGUAAAGGAAGCAAUUGCUAAAAAGGAUCAAAAAGUUUCAAGUUCAGAAAGUGACAGUGAAGAAGAAAAGAAAGAUACUCAUGUUGUUGAUUCUGAAGAAGAAGAAAAGAAAGAAGAAGAGGCUGAUAAAAAAGCAAUGGAAGAACAAAAGAAGAAAGAUGAAGAAUUUAAGAAAAAGCAUGAGAAAGAAGAUCCUGUUAUGAAAAGAGCAAGAGAAAGACAAGAAAGACUUAAACAAAUACAAGCCGCAAGAGAGGCUGCUAGAAGAGAAGCUGAAGAGAGAAGAAAUAAAAAGCAAGAAGAACGUUUAAGAAUUGAAAAAGAAAGAGCAGACCAAAGAAAACAACGUGAAUUAGAGAAUUUAAGGUUACAAGAACAACUUAGAAAACAAAAAGAAGAAGAAGAGAAAAAAAAGAGAGAGGAAGAAGAAGCUGAUCAACAAAAGAAACUUGAGAGAAUAAGAAAAGUUGCUGCUGCAGAAAUUGAGGAAAAAGAAAAAGAAUUAGCAGAAGCAAAACAAGGAGAAGAUCCUAUGGUUGCUUAUAGAAGAAGACAAGCUGAAAGACAGGCUGAAAGAGAAAAGGCCCGUAAAGAAAGAGAGGAGAAAAAGAAGGAAGAAAUGGCUAAGAAAGCUGCCCAAAGAGCUGCUAUGCGAAAACAAGCUGACGAAGAAUUAAAACAAUUUGAAGCAUCUUUAAAUACUCAAAGAGAUGCUGAUAAGAAAGCUGCUGAUGAAGAAAAGAAAAAGAAAGAAGAACAAAGACGUGCUGAACGAAAGGCUCGUUUAUUGAAAUAA
Molecule: messenger RNA, 2298 nt
Organism: Entamoeba dispar SAW760
Lineage: Eukaryota; Evosea; Mastigamoebida; Endamoebidae
Exons: 1
Coding region: 1-2298 (765 amino acids)
Source: RefSeq, a predicted model, not a curated record